Molecule: messenger RNA, 4384 nt
Organism: Piliocolobus tephrosceles (Ugandan red Colobus)
Lineage: Eukaryota; Metazoa; Chordata; Mammalia; Primates; Cercopithecidae
Gene: PPP6R2
Product: protein phosphatase 6 regulatory subunit 2
Exons: 27
Coding region: 642-3569 (975 amino acids)
Cellular component (GO): cytosol; nucleus
Molecular function (GO): protein phosphatase binding; protein phosphatase regulator activity
Source: RefSeq, a predicted model, not a curated record
CAAAACAGAGAUAGAAGAAGAGACAGCUGGGCCCGGGAGACCACUGCCACCAAGACGCGGAGACCGGUGGUGGCCCCGAAUGCCUGCCUGCGCUGUUAUUUGUUGGACACAAGGCAAGGGGGCAGUGUAAGGAGUGUGAGCCAUCUCUAAUGAUAGGUAAAGAGAUUAUAAAUCUUCCACUGAAUGAAAAAAAUUUUCUUAAAGCUGCAUAUACUCCAAGAAAAAAACCACAAAUGUUUUUCUAUUUUGCCUGAAUACAUGAUUUGAACAAGAGAUUUCCAUAGAAGGGCUCUUUCAUGGAACUGUAUGGUCAUGUGGGCAACAUUUCUGUUGAAAUCUACCUUCUGUCUGACGGAUAUGCCAUCCUGAAAAAGUAAAGAAGCUGAACUUCAAGUUCCUUUCGUUUAGCAUUGGCUUUGGUCUUUUGGAUUAAUCCGGUUGUUUUAAAUGAUCCUACUAGAAAAACUCUUCUAACAGGAUCCUAUUUCGUUGAUGGUCUCUUGUAAUCCACCCAGCCUUCCAUCUUCUCUGUGGCUAGAAACAGGACUGUCCACAAGUCACCUCUAACUGCCCUAUCUUGCAAGUUCUGAUUUUGGAGGAAAAAAAAAAAAAAAGCCUUGACAAGCUCCGUGGCCGUCACGAUGUUCUGGAAGUUUGACUUGAACACCACGUCCCACGUUGACAAGCUGCUGGACAAGGAGCAUGUGACGCUGCAGGAGUUAAUGGAUGAAGAUGACAUCUUGCAGGAGUGUAAGGCUCAGAACCAGAAGCUGCUGGAUUUCCUGUGCAGGCAGCAGUGCAUGGAGGAGCUGGUGAGCCUCAUCACACAGGAUCCGCCCCUGGACAUGGAGGAGAAGGUCCGCUUCAAAUAUCCAAACACAGCCUGUGAGCUUCUGACUUGUGAUGUGCCACAGAUCAGCGACCGCCUCGGUGGGGACGAGAGCCUGCUGAGCCUCCUGUAUGACUUCCUGGACCAUGAGCCGCCUCUCAAUCCUCUGCUCGCCAGUUUUUUCAGCAAGACCAUUGGCAAUCUCAUUGCAAGAAAAACUGAACAGGUGAUUACAUUUUUGAAGAAGAAGGACAAGUUCAUCAGCCUGGUGUUGAAGCACAUUGGCACCUCAGCGCUUAUGGACCUGCUGCUGCGCCUGGUCAGCUGUGUGGAGCCAGUCGGGCUCCGGCAGGAAGUCCUGCAUUGGCUGAAUGAAGAGAAAGUCAUCCAGAGGCUUGUGGAGUUGAUCCACCCGAGCCAGGAUGAAGAUAGGCAGUCAAAUGCUUCUCAGACUCUCUGUGACAUAGUUAGGCUGGGCAGAGACCAGGGCAGUCAGCUGCAAGAGGCUCUGGAGCCAGACCCCCUCCUCACAGCGCUGGAGUCCAGGCAGGACUGUGUGGAGCAGCUUCUGAAGAACAUGUUUGAUGGAGACCGUACAGAGAGUUGCCUCGUCAGCGGGACUCAGGUGUUACUCACCUUGCUGGAAACCAGGCGGGUUGGCCUGAAGCUGCUCGUCGUGGCCAGUUGGCGAUGCAUAUGUCGACAUGUGUGGAACAGGACAGAGGGCUUGGUGGACUCCUUUUCUCAGGGACUGGAAAGGUCAUACACUGUCAGCAGCAGUGUACUACACGGCAUCGAGCCUCGGCUGAAGGACUUCCACCAGCUCCUGCUCAACCCGCCCAAGAAGAAAGCGAUCCUGACCACCAUUGGUGUGCUGGAGGAGCCCCUGGGGAAUGCCCGUCUGCAUGGCGCCCGCCUCAUGGCAGCACUGCUGCACACAAACACGCCCAGCAUCAACCAGGAGCUCUGCCGGCUCAACACCAUGGACUUACUGCUGGACUUGUUCUUUAAGUACACCUGGAAUAACUUUCUGCACUUCCAAGUGGAACUCUGCAUAGCCGCUAUUCUCUCCCACGCUGCCCGCGAGGACAGGACAGAAGCCAGCGGGUCCGAGAGCAGGGCGGAGCCUCUGCAUGAGAACGGGAACCGGAGCCUGGAGACCCCCCAGCCUCCCGCCAGCCUCCCUGACAACACAAUGGUGACCCACCUGUUCCAGAAGUGCUGCCUGGUGCAGAGGAUCCUGGAGGCCUGGGAAGCCAACGACCACACACAGGCAGCGGGUGGCAUGAGACGUGGGAACAUGGGCCACCUCACACGGAUCGCCAACGCGGUGGUACAGAACCUGGAGCGGGGCCCUGUGCAGACGCACAUCAGCGAGGUCAUCCGAGGGCUCCCUGCGGAUUGCCGUGGCCGCUGGGAGAGCUUCGUGGAGGAGACGCUGACGGAGACGAACCGCAGGAACACUGUGGACCUGGUGAGCACUCACCACCUUCACUCCUCGAGUGAGGACGAGGACAUUGAGGGUGCUUUCCCUAACGAGCUGUCCCUUCAGCAGGCCUUCUCUGACUACCAGAUCCAGCAGAUGGCGGCCAGCUUUGUGGAUCAGUUUGGCUUCAAUGAUGAGGAGUUUGCAGACCAGGACGACAACAUCAAUGCCCCGUUUGACAGGAUCGCAGAGAUCAACUUCAACAUCGACGCUGACGAGGACAGUCCCAGCGCAGCUCUGUUUGAGGCCUGCUGCAGCGACCGCAUCCAGCCCUUUGAUGACGAUGAGGAUGAGGACAUCUGGGAGGACAGUGACACUCGCUGUGCCACCCGGGUGAUGGCCAGAGCCAGGUUUGGAGCCCCCCAUGCUUCAGAGAGCUGCUCAAAGAAUGGCCCAGAGCGCGGAGGCCAGGACGGGAAGGCGAGCUCAGAAGCACACGGAGAUGCACCUGGGGCAGGUGCCCCCCCGGCCCCUGGGAAGAAGGAAGCCCCCGCUGUGGAGGGUGACUCAGAAGCAGGCGCCAUGUGGACGGCAGUGUUUGAGGAGCCAGCGAACUCGACACCCACAUCCCCAGGAGUGGUGAGGGACGUGGGUUCCAGCGUGUGGGCAGCUGGCACCUCAGCUCCAGAGGAGAAAGGCUGGGCCAAGUUCACCGACUUCCAGCCCUUCUGCUGCUCCGAGUCAGGGCCCAGGUGCAGCUCUCCAGUGGACACAGAACGCAGCCGGGCUGAGGGCAGCCGGAGCCAAGGCCCUGAGAAAGCCUUCAGCCCAGCUUCUCCAUGUGCCUGGAACGUGUGUGUCACCAGGAAGGCCCCCCUGCUGGCCUCUGACAGCAGCUCCUCCGGGGGCUCCGACAGCGAGGACGACUACCAGAAGGCAGCGAGUGCCGUGGACGCCGUGAGCAGGGGUCCCGGCCGGGAGGCCCCCCCGCUGCCCACAGUGGCCAGGACAGAGGAGGCUGUCGGCAGGGCCGAGUGUCCUGACAGCCGGCUGUUAGACCCUGCCUGCCCCGCGCCAAAGGAAGUGACCGCUGCCCCAGCCGUGGCUGCUGUGGCCAUUACCACAGCAUUGAGCAAGGCUGGCCCCGCCAUGCCCACCCCAGCAGUCUCUCCUGCAGUGGCCGUGGCGCUCCCCCUAGGGCCCAUCGUGGCCGUCACAACAGCCCCAGCCAUGGUGGCCACCCUGGGGACAGUGACAAAGGACAGGAAGACAGAUGCCCCGCCGGAAGGAGCUGCCUUAAAUGGCCCAGUGUGAUGCUGCUGCCGCCCGGCCACGGCCCGCCCUGGUCAGGCUGCAUCCUUAAUCGAGAAAACUACCUGGUGAUGCAAUCUUUUUUUUUUUUAAUUUAAUUUAAUUUUAAAAUAAAUGCUGCAUUGGUAAAGCUGGCAGUUGAAACCAGUUGGACGGCCCAGCUUGCGUCUCUUCUGCCUGAGUGGGCCUCUCAGGUCACUCGUGCCCUGCUGGAGGACAGAGGGGCACCUCAGCCGCCCCCAGGCCCGGAGCACAGCAAUAAGGUCUGCCUGCAGGAGCCGGGGUGGGGGUGGGGGGCAGGACCCUGAGAUGCCACCAGGACCUGAUGGGCCAGGAAGGGCGUGGACUUGGAGGCUGUUUUUAGAGACUUUUUUAAAGACUACAGAAGGAGCCAAGCUUUUUUGCACUUUGUAUCCAGCUGCAAGCUCAGGGCAGAGUCAAGGGCCUGGGCUGGGGACACCCGACUCACAGGAAUGCAUAAGGGCCUCAGACCCUUGCAGCUGCCCAGUAGCCCUUGGAGCUGGCACUGAACCAGGCUGUAAGAUUUGACUGCCUUAAAAACACAAGGCCCUCUGGGCCUGGCAGGGAUGUCCCUGUGCCCAGCACAGGGUGCCUGGCGGGGGAGACCACAGGUAUGCAGGUGGGGCCAUGGCUUGGCCCUGGGGGCUUGAGGACUGGUUUCUAGCACUGCUGGUCACGGCCACGUUGUCCUAGAAGGGUCCGGAAGACUAUUUUACGUUGAGUCCAUUUUUAAUGUUCUGAUCACCUGACAGGGCACCUAAAACCCCCAACUCCCAAUAAAAGCCGUGACGUUCGGA